AUGGCUUACACGACGCUAUGGCGGAGGCUGUCUUCUCGCCAGCUCAACGUCGUCAUCCAAACUUUCUCGCUUAUUUCUAUCUUCUUCGAGGGCUAUGACCAGGGUGUCAUGGGUGGCGUCAACGCCUCGCCUACCUAUGUGACUCUGGUCGGUAUAGGGAAACACGAUGGGACGGUGACGGAUACAACGCGUGAGGGGGGCAUUGUCAGUGUGUACUACUUGGGAGCGAUCUUCGGCUGCUUUGCCGGCGGGUGGCUUGCAGAUCGAGUCGGGCGUAUCAAUGGCCUACUAGCUGGAUCAUGGUUUGCUCUGGUAGGAGGAGCCCUGCAAUCAGCCGCGCAGAAUGCCAAAUUUAUGAUCUGCGCUAGAGUCGUGACGGGCAUUGGCACCGGUGCUUUGACGGGUAUCGCCCCUGUCUUGGUUUCUGAAACCUCCGCUGCCAAUCAUCGGGGCGGCUUUCUCGGUUAUGUGUUCAUUGCCAAUUAUCUAGGGAUUGCCGUUGCAUAUUGGCUUUCAUUUGGUCUCUCAUUCGUCCACGAUGGGUACUCGGGCGUUCGGUGGCGGUUCCCGCUGGCUUUCCAGUGUUUCCCAGCGCUGAUCCUGGUCCUGUUUAUCAAAAUGCUGCCAGAUAGCCCCCGUUAUUUAGCUUCGGUGGGUCGAAAAGAAGAAGCACGCGAUCUCCUGAUCCGGUUACGUAAAGAUCGAUCGAGUCCGGAAAAGAUCGAUCGGGAGUAUUUAGAGAUUUCGACUACUGCACAGGCUAGUAAACCUAGCACGCCACUCCAAUUUGCAAAGAUUUUAUUGGGAAGGAGUGGGCGACCGGGCACAAAUCUGGGCCGUCGAGCAUGGCUGUGCAUAUGGCUUCAAAUCAUGGGUUCAUGGACGGGGAUCACGGCUGUCACUGCUUAUGCCCCGGUUCUUCUUCAAGAAGCCGGCUAUAGUGAGGUACAACAGAAUGCUUUAGCAGGGGCUAUAAAUACCAUUGGAAUCCUUGGUACGAUCAUCAGCGCUCAGAUUAUAGACCGCCUCGGUCGUCGAGUUUGCUUAAUGGGCGGAGCCGCUGUCUUGUUCGCCGUAAAUUUGAUUGUGAGUCUGCGUAUCUGGCUCAAUUCUUUCUACGAUGCUGACCUUUCUUUCUUUCCCCAGGCUGGUGCAUUAUACGAAGUCUCACUUUUCCAUGAGCUCGACAAGGCGGCUCAAUAUGCACCUGGCGCGAUCACAAUGCUGUUUCUGUUCAACAUCGGUUAUGCUGCCACUUGGGGAACUGCGGCCUUUUUGGUUCCUACGGAAAUUUUUCCAAGUGACUUGAGAGCCCAGGGCAAUGGAUUUGGUGUCACUGGCUGGGCCAUUGGUGUAGGAAUGACCACUCUUGUCAACCCCAUCAUGUUUGGUGGCAUCAGGAGCCGUACCUAUUUUCUCUUUGCUGGGUUGAACUUGCUCUGGAUACCCAUUGUCUUUCUCUUCUACCCCGAAACCAAAAAUCGCUCCCUCGAAUCUAUCGAGGCCCUAUUCUCAACUCCCAGUCCCUUUCACUGGCGAAUGGAGCAAGCUUAUAAACUCCACGGUGAUGUUCUCGCAGUCCCCGAAGCCACCAAGCGCGAAUCUUGA
This is a messenger RNA of Penicillium atrosanguineum, 1608 nucleotides long. RefSeq lists its product as uncharacterized. The coding region runs from base 1 to 1608 and encodes 535 amino acids. Gene Ontology annotation, biological process: carbohydrate transport; transmembrane transport. Gene Ontology annotation, molecular function: carbohydrate:proton symporter activity. The transcript has 7 exons. NCBI's taxonomy places the organism in Eukaryota, Fungi, Ascomycota, Eurotiomycetes, Eurotiales, Aspergillaceae. Gene Ontology annotation, cellular component: membrane. The record is from RefSeq and is a predicted model, not a curated record.